AUGCUGCUCCAACGACGACUCCAAGUGUUCCUAUCACACUUUCGCCUUCUUAGAACGUCAUCAACUGCUAUCACUACUAUUUCCACUCCUCAUACCACUAAUCCAUUUCAUGGACCUGACCAAAUAUUCUGCCGGCAACGUACAAAAUUGUCACCAUCAACAGCAGCCAGUGACAAAGACUCCUGCACUGAAACUAGCCCAGAAGUACCACUGGAUCUCAGUCAGUCGACAUCUGCUCGACAAGAAUCGCCUAUUAAGUUACAGCAGCAGCAACAGUUAAAAUUCCUGCCAACUUGUACAAAUCCGAGUGUAAACUCCAACUGGAUUGCAAUUAAAUUUGGUGCUGCCGUGGGACCAAAUCGAAUGUCGUAUCCACGGGAAUUCAAACUUAUGGUUAUUAAUUAUUAUUACAGUAAUGGACAGAACAAAUAUCGUACCUGCAAAGAGUUUCAAAUAACAAAGUCGAUGCUCAAUGGAUGGCUGCAAAAAAUUGACAAAAUCCGACAGUCUAGGCCUGGCUCACUAAAAUCCGGUCGUAGCGGCCGAAAACCACAAUUUCCCGAUAUUGAAAAACAACUGUUUCAUCUCUAUCAUGCACAUCUGGGAACUGGGAAGAAGGUUGGAAAUCGAUGGAUUCGGGAAACAGCCAGGAAUCUAGCGCAGCAGCAAUGUUCAGAGCAAGAAUUGGCAGGGAUGUGUCAAUUUAGUGAGCGAUGGUUAAGUAACUUCAAGAAGCGAUACAGAAUCAAUCUGAACCGUGACUGGUCUUCUGGUAACAGUAGUUCCGGAAGUCUGGGUUCCACAGAAUCUGUUGGGUCUGGUAAUAGUGCUGUAGAUUCCAUACAGCAAUCCCCUACCAAAUCCGAUGAAGCGGCAGAAAAUGAGAGUAUAGAUUCGGAUGCUGAUAGUGUUCUCAGCGAUAGCCUGGAAACUCUUUUCGAUGUGGAAGACCAAAUGAGUCCUAACAAUCCCCUGACCAUACUUACGUCCGGAACAUUCCCAGCUGCUCAGGAACAUGUUCAAGAAAUUUUGAAUAAACCCGGCCAACUGCCAAUUCAAGCAUUCUAUGAAAGAUUUCCGUGGUUAUGUCGAAAAAAUCAGACGGGUGCGGAACCAGGCCGGAGAGGUCGCAAAGUUCAAUUUCCAGGUGUAGAAAAAGUUUUAUUUGAGAGACUGCGAGAGCAACAGUCCAAAGGGGAGCGAAUUUCGAAUCGUUGGCUUCAGCAGCAAGCUCGCGAGCUCGCAUUGCAAAUUUGCCCUGAAGUAUUACAGGAAGCGACAAAAUCUGCUCGCUGCUUAUUUUCUGAACAUUGGCUACAUAAUUUCAAGAAACGCUAUGGAGUAACGCUGAAACAAACAAAUCGAAAUACUGCCAAUGCUUCAAAAACCUCAGAAAUUUCGUCACCCACAGCUGCAUCUCAGUGCGAUUGUUCGUUGACAGAUGACAAAGAUUCCACCUCAUCGAUCAAUGGUAUUGCACCAAAACCUGUAACAGAUCUGACCACAAUGCUACAGCUUCAAAAUUGGUUCCUCGCAAAAUAUUACUCUCAGGAACAAGGAACAAACGCACAACAGGCAACACCAUUACCGCAAUCGGCGUACCGCAACACCACGGUACCCUUAUCAUCUUCGUCUGUGUGGUAUCCUGCAGCGUUAACACGAUGUUUACUUUGA
This is a messenger RNA of Loa loa (African eye worm), 1674 nucleotides long. RefSeq lists its product as hypothetical. Gene Ontology annotation, molecular function: sequence-specific DNA binding. The coding region runs from base 1 to 1674 and encodes 557 amino acids. NCBI's taxonomy places the organism in Eukaryota, Metazoa, Nematoda, Chromadorea, Rhabditida, Onchocercidae. The transcript is spliced from 2 exons. The record is from RefSeq and is a predicted model, not a curated record.